UUUCAUUCGCUGUUGCGCCGGCAAACUGGUCGGACGUGUUUUUUGUCGCUUGCGUUGCGUCAUUACCGCCGUUCGCGGAGUAGCAUUUCGAUUAGCGCCGUCCGCGCGGGGGUGUAGAUCUGGUGCGAGUUGUUUCACUAGAGAACAGUGGUUUUGCGUGAUAAGAAUAUUUGUGCGAAAGAGAAUAAAAUUGUUUUGCGGAAAGUGACAUUGGGCGGAAUCAACUAUUAGUGCUGUAAGCAUCUAUGAAAUGUGUAUCGUGAAAGGAUAAAUUUAUUGAGCGCAGAAGUGUAUUGACCGAAGAGAGGAGAUAAAUUGAAAAUAUUUAAAGUUUUGCACCCACGCAUUCUGAGGUGAGGCAGCACGGCGGAACAACCGUCCAUGGAUUACGAAACCAAGCGACAACGAAGACGCAAAGUGGAGUUCCCGGCUUGUGGUUUAUUGUGCUUUGUGCGAGCGUGGAAAUAAUCGAAUUGUGUGUUGAAUUGAUGAAUCGUGCGUGACGCGAUCCAGUUUACGACGCUUCGUGAAGGUGGAUAAUCUUUCGCAUUUGACUCCGAAGACGACAAUAAUGGUGCAAGAAGAUUUACACUUUAACGGAGUUGGAAACACAUCGUGAUGGUGAUGGUGCUUAUUCAAUGAAGGAAGAGUUCAUCGUCACUUAGCGUGCUCGGUGCCAUAUGGAUGGAUGGUUGAAGUCAGUCUGUUUUAGCCUAUCGCUAUGUAUUGUGAUUGUGUGCCAAAAGACCAUUAGAAUCAGCGCCCUUCUCGGUCGCGGGAAGCUCCCCCAGUCAGUGUCCCAUUAUUUCCUUUCCCAGCGCGAGAGCUUAGAAUACUUACACAGCGUGGCUUGACGAACCAAGCCGUGUCUCGUUAGUUUGUUUUAGUUUUUGAUGGCGUGAAAAAUCGAAAAGCCUGAUUGAAACGAAGAGAUUAGAGGAGAGCUCGCGCGCGCGCUAAAACACGGGGUCGAUGGUGGUGGCCAUCAAGGUAAAGGUGUCAGUUCUAAAUUCCGGCACGUCGUCGGCAACGCUGCGGAGGUCCGCGAAGCAAGUGGCGGGGUCGAAUGUGAAGUGAACGCGACAUCAGAGAGUACCUACCUACCAGCACGAGAAGAAACAAAAAACGUGAUUUUGGCGAAGACAUCGCCCACUGAUUCUGCCGCUUCUGGUUAUGUAGGAAAUCGUGCUUCGCGGCGCUAUUUGUGCUGGCCGGGGAUGGUGAUUCGAAGAAUUUCUUGUGUUCGAAGCUGAACUGAUUAGAACGCUGCGGUUGAAUCGACGUGCCAACGAAUCGUAAAAGCCGAAGGAAUCUCGAUCCUCGAAGAGAUUUUGACAGUUGCGAGCUGUAUAUGGGGGAACACCGAGUGGACCGAUCGUUUCUAUAGUGGCAGUAGUGGCGGUUGCGAAAUGUAAACAACGACACACCGCAGCAUGGUUUCGCUAAGCGCCACCACCGCAGCAGCAACCAUCGCCACCCAACCGAAUGAAGCCAGAGCGGGACCAAACAGCUAACAGAGGAGGCCGCCGCGUUCGCGCCCGUGAAAUGGGCUAACCAUGUGUGCCGCAUGUUGGAGGAAUAAGUGAACAUGGCCUACUGCUUCUACUAGGAACGCUAGAAUACGUGAAAUUAAAAAAAAAGAAGGAAAAACAGUUCAGUGCCGCCGGAGAGUGUAAAUUUAGUCCGCGAAAGACCCCGACGGUGUGGCGUGGAAGUUGAAAAUAGGGAAACGACAACCACGAAAGGUUAACGAUUAAUUGCCCGGAGUCUUGGCCCUCCGAAACAGUAAAGUCGUGAAAUGUUCUCGGCCGUGUCCGGCAGCGGCAGGGAACGAAACGUUGCGAAACGAAGCGGGCUACUACCAAAAGCGCUUCUCGCGAGCGGCUAGGGGUGACGUCAUUGUUGCAAGCAAAGGGCACGCCACGCCACAAGUGAAAGGAUCACGUGACGAUUGGUAAUUAAGUAGUGCACUACUGAGGGGUAGUUUUGUUCGAGAAAAGUGUGUGUGUGGUGUCUGUGGCCCAAAAGGCUGAUUCGAGUUGUCCUCGAAAGGUCUCGGACGCGGAAGUAAAUUAUCGGAGAGAUGGUCAGGAGUUACAGAGAUAAAAGAAUGUUUCCCACCUUUGCCAUGUGGCACUGCUGGCUGCUGGUCGGCCUGAUACAGCGGACCGUGGUCGGACUGGAUCCCAAGUUUGACCCCUCGACGCGGAUGCGGUUGGUGCUGGUGCCGGCCGAUGCCGCCGUGGGUUCCGUCAUCUACCGGUUACGGGCCACGGACGAGGAAUUCGAGUACCCGCUGCAGUUUGAACUUGUUGGUGACGCCUCCUCGUCGACGGUCCAGAUCGAAACCCUCCCGUGCACCAAGUUCAACUCGAUUUGCCAGGCGAACGUGAUCCUGACGCGGCGGCUGGAAGCCGGCCGGUACUACGACUUCCAGGUCUCGGUAAAGGACACCAAGGGCGGCAUGUCGAUCCAGAGCUGUUCGAUCACUGCCACCAACUUCAGCACCCCGCAUGACCUGAUUUUCCCGCACAAAACCGGAAUCAUCAUGGUGCCGGAGGACGCCAAAAAGGGAACCGAACUAGACUACGUACUGGCAAACAAGAACCCACUUCUGGCCAAACCGGUCUAUCUGGAACUAUGGGGUUCUCCACUGUUCGCCAUCCGGCAGAAGAUCAUUUCGCCAGAGAUGACCGAAGGAACCAUCUUCCUUUUGGGACCGCUGGACUUCGAAAAGCAGGCCAUGUACCAUCUCACCGUUCUGGCAAAUGAUGCCUACGCUGAGCCAGGACAGGACUCGAGGAACAUCGCCGGCCUGGAGGUGGUCAUCAUUGUGGAGGACGUUCAGGACGUUCCGCCGGUUUUCACUGUGGCACCGCCGGUUACCCGGUUGCCACCUGGGCUAAUCCCCGGCGAUAAGGUCCUUCAAGUGCACGCUGAAGAUGGUGAUAAGGGAGUCCCCCGAGAAAUUCGAUAUGGAUUAGUAUCCGAGGGAAAUCCAUUCACGUCAUUCUUCGACAUCAAUCAAACGACUGGUGAAAUCUCCCUCCUUCGCCCGUUGGACGACAUUCUGGCGCUCACGCACGUCGGUGACCCGGUCCUGUUAACCGUAAUUGCCGAGGAGGUCAAGGUCGCUCGCGAUGAACCCCCGGCUAUGGCGACAACCGUUCAGUUGGCUUUCUUCCUUCCGGAACGAAGCAACUCGCCUCCGUACUUUGAAAAUGACCACUACGUCACCCGCUUGGAGGAAAAUUGUGCACCUGGCACCACGUUAUCCUUCACGGAUCCGUACACGCCACGAGUAAUGGAUGACGAUGCCGGGAAAAACGGCGUGUUUUCGCUCACGCUGAUCGGGAACAAUGGAACGUUUGAAAUUUCGCCUAACGUAGCCGAGGGUCAUGCUAAUUUUGUAAUCCGAGUUCGGGACAACUCUCUGCUCGAUUACGAAACGGCUGAAUAUGUUCACUUUCAGAUCCUGGCUCAAGAAUUGGGACCAGCAACGAACUUGUCAGCGUCAGUUAACGUAACCGUCUACCUAUCAGACGUGAACGAUAAUUCGCCCAUAUUCGAGCAGAAUGACUACAUCGUUGAUCUGCCGGAAAACAUGACAGCUGGGACCAGAGUUGUCCAGGUCCACGCCACUGACGUAGACACAGGCCUUGGCGGUAAAAUCCGUUACACUCAAAUACUCGGUCCUCAAAACACUUCCCUUAAUCUUGACCCCACGUCAGGGGUCAUAACCGUCGCUACCAGUAACCAUGGUUUCGAUAGGGAAAUCAUGCCCGAGUACCACUUGUAUAUUGAAGCCCGCGAUGAUGACGGCAUUGGUAACCGUGCCCAAGUACUGCUCGUCAUCCGCCUCAUCGACGUCAACGACGAAACCCCCACGUUCGAGAAAUCCCUUUACGAAUUCAUCCUCUCCCCAAAUCUUCGGAACUUCACCGUCCCUGCGUUCAUCAAAGCCAUCGACAACGAUGCCGAACCACCAAACAACGAAGUCCGAUACGAACUAAUCUACGGAAACUACGAAAACAAAUUCGAGCUCCACCCCAUCAGCGGAGAGCUCAAGCUCACAUCCGCCCUGGUGCGGCGGAGCAAAACCGCACGCCAACGGCGUCAAACUAGUCAGCAGUCUUCCGAGUCGGACGUGUUCGUCCUGACUGCGCGGGCCUUCGAUCUGGGGGUCCCGGUGCGCUUCUCGACCACGACCAUCCGGGUUUACCCGCCGGAAAGCCGAACCCGCACGAUGACCUUCAUCGUGCCCGGACACGAUCCGGAUAGGGCCAAGGUACAGGAAACCCUGGCCGAUGUCACUGGAGGACGCGUCAUCAUCCAGGACAUUCGGCCGUACAACGGGAACGUUCCCGGCGCCACCGAUAUCGGUGGUAAUAGCAAGGACCGCAGUGUGGUCCUCGCGACGAUACUCUACGACGGGGACUCCGUUGUGGAUAUCGGCCGCAUCCAGCAAAGACUGUCCGUUAACGGAACCGUAACCAACAGUAUAAGUCAGGAUGAGCGAAGUGCGAUCCUCUACAAAGCGGAGAACCGUGUCCUGUUCUGGCUGUUGAUAUUCCUAGCCAUCUUGCUGGCGCUGGGUAUCCUAACCCUGCUGCUGUGCUGUAUCUGUCCAUGGUGUCCGCUGUACGCCGCCACGAGAAAAAGAGUAAUUAGAGUCAAUAGUAUCGAAGAUGAUGUACAUCUUGUUCAUAGGGAACAAGGCAUUGGAAAACAGUCAAAAUCUGUUCAGGUCGCGGAAUGGAUGGGACGAAGAGAAGCCUGGUCGGCGGAUCGAUCGUCCGAUUCCCGUACAAAGCCGACGCGCUGGGAAUUUAGAGGAAGACGACACGCUAACAAAGCACUGACCGCUGCCGCAGCCACCGGUACCGGCCACGACAACCGAGGUAACACCAUCGGCGAAGACGACGACGAUGAUCGAGGCGGUGGUGGUGGAGGAGGAGGCGGUGGUGGUGGUGGUGGCAACGGGCGCCGAGUGGUCAGCGAGAAGAAAACCAUGACCGACGAUAGUGGCGGCGGCAAAGCGAAAGACCAGACUGUUAAGAUUAGAAACGAAUACAAAUCCAAAUCGGCCAAAAAUCACGGCUCCAGUGGAGGCAGCGGCGGAGGUGCCGGCGCCGGCGAUGGCUUGCAUCGUUCUCGCAGCAAUCUACUGAACAACGAACAGCGGGAAAUCUACGUCGAGGAUGUGGACGAGCACGAUCCGGAGUACCAGACGCUGCGACGGGUUCAUCAGCAUCCAACGCAAACCCAAAUCGACGACGAUUCCAUGCGACGACACGAAAUGGAUCGGGGUAGCGACUUGAACUACGAACGUAGAGGGAGCUUCAAACGGCAAGGUGGGAUCGGCGUGGAGGAUUCCCUGGAACCGAGGGAUCAAUACUAUAUCAAAGAUGGCAAUGCGGAGAUUCUGCGGUUGAUUACCAGAGGAAGAAAUGAGGAGGAGAACAUUUACGUGAAUGUGCCGCAAAGAGGCGGGGAACGUCGAGGCGGUGACGUGGGAGGUCAGGGGCAGUACAUAAUGGUUGAUAACGGCGGGAAGGAGAUAUUGAUGAGGAGAUACAUCGAGGAACAGGCGAAUGGAAAACAGAUUAUUAGGGAACACUAUCAGUUACUUCCCGGUACGACAUUCAUUCAGACUAUUCCAAAUGAAGUUCCUGGGUACCGGGGUGAUCACGUGACCGAGGUUAAAAUUGGACAAGAGCAAAAAUCGAACCGCGGGGGUUCUAACAAAGACGACGAUGAGAAUGAGAUUCAGAUUACGCACGCAGUGUCAAAUCACUCAUUGAUCCAACAGGAGUUGGAAAUGUCUCUGAAGCAACAAAACGCACUUUUGAGACGGAUAUUGCUAGAAAAAGAGAAACUCGAAGAGAAGUACAAGGUACAGGAUCAGGCGAUGGAGACGCAAAGCCUUCCAUGCCAGGCGGUAGUUGCGACGCAGACCGAUUGCGAAACGGCAACGCAAACCGAACCAGUGAAGGUGGAACGUAGGCGAACCAAAAGCGAGAACGACGAUUCUUUCUCGGAGGAUGAGUAUGAAUACGUGAAGUACAGCCCACCAGACAGUCCGGAUGAUGUUUAUCUGAUCAAGCGAAAACGUACUCGCAAGAAGACCAAAUACAAGCCUAGCGGUGAUCCAAAUGUCCGAGGAGGGAAGCGAUUCAUCACAGUGGAAUCGGUUAAGAGAAAAAUCCGAACGCCCAUUCAGGAGGAAGAGGAACCCCGCAAGUCGCCGCCAAGACACGGCGAAACCCGUGCAAGUAUUCUGAGGCGAAAAAAGAACGAAGAGAGACUGAAGAAGGACGUGCUGAUGGAAAUUUCCGAUUCAUUGGAGGACAAAGAUACCAAAAAGAAGGAUAGGCGAAAGAAGGUCUACAAGAAAAAUGUGAAGUACUUUGAAGACUCCGACGGGUCCGAUAAAGAAGUGGUGCAGAAAUAUUUUUCAGCCGAUAGCCUGGACAUCAAUUCGGACAUGGAAGACUACACGUACGAGGUAACGACCACAUCCAAGUCGGUAACGGUUUCACCACGAUCUGGCAUUCAACAGAGGAUAUCCAGGAAAGACAACAAAUCAGAAAGCACUUCCACAAGGAUACGACUGACAACCUCCGAAUCGCCCUCUCGAUCGCAGAAGGGCCCUGCGCCGAAACCUCCUCGCAUAGCCAAGUCGUUGUCGAAGGAAAGGUUAGAGGACGGUAGAGAAAUUCCUGCGAAAUAUAUGGAUUGGUAUCACAAUCUGAAAGAUGAUUCUCUUGAGAAAAAGCCAGUGAAGUGGAAAGAAUAUGAGAAUACGAAGAAGGUUGUUAAAAAGAAGCUCGUUUCAUCGUCGUCGAAGGAAGACGAGCCAAAAACAGGCAAACCCGAACCAAUGCCACGAACAUCCCCUCCCAAAGAUGCUCGUCUUUUGAAGGAAGACAUUCAACUAGCGAAAAAGGUUCAGUCUCAAUCCUCCAACGAGGGUGCAAGCCAUCCUCUGUUUCAGCACUCCGAGCAUCGAUUCGAAGCGGAAUACGAUGCUAAUUCUCAAGUUCCUCCACCUCCGGACAAGCUUCCUCACUAUCUUUACCCGGAAACGCCCCCCAUCGUGAAUCGGGACAACAAAGUCCAAAUCAAGAUCGUCGACUCCUCCAUCUCGAAACCAUCUCCCAUACACGAGCACGAGGUCAAAGAACCGCGUCCUCGACUGUCGGAACCGUCCAGCACGGCGGCCGCCCCGGCCACCACGACCAAAACCCUCAACGCUUCCACCCUGGAAGACGACCACGACUCCGGCAUCGCCAUGAACUCCCUGCUGCACAACAAAAGCAAACGGCACCCCCUCACGGACAAGAAGAGCAUCUUCACCAUCGCGUACGACGACGUACGCAUCCGGCAGAUCCGGUCCGAAAGCGACACUCCACCGUUCUCCUAACAGCGGCCGCAGCAGUCUGCUCAGCAGCUUAGUAAGCGACGGCAGAGGCGGAAGAGCAGCGAGCAGCACCACUCCGAAGCCGAACAGCAGCAGCAGCAGCAACGACGCGGACACAGCCAAUAGCAAUAGCUGGCGCUUUGUAGUCGGGAAAGCUAGCGAUGAGAGCGAUGAUGGUGGUGAAGUUGACGAACUGAAAUAAGGUUUGGACGUUAUCGUAGUUAGAUGGAUGAAGAGCUUCCCAAUGCGCAGUGAUCCAAAUGGGGCAAAUACCUAUUUAAACAAUUCUUUUGUGACUGACUUUCAAGUUUCAUUUCCACAUUUCCUGUUGAAAUUGUAAUCGGAAUAUUGUUAAGUUUCCAAUCUAUACUUUGAUGGGAUUCGAAAAGAAAAUUUCAAAUCACAAUUUUAAAACGCUUGAGUCAAAACGUUAUACAUUUUAGGAUUUUUAAUGUUUUUGUCCCAUUUUUGGAUCCCUGUAAAGCGUCAGGAAUUGUUUCUUCGAAUGUUUUUUUCCUAAUCAGAGUACAAAAUUGAUAAGCAAAUCGUUGAUCCGACCAAUCCUCGUGUCGCGGGAUCACACUACUGCAAGCAAAUUCUAAAGUUGUAAGGAACGUGAAACUGCCAUAAGUUCUAAGAGAAGUUCACUUUUACCCGCCACAUUCGAACGUGAAAAGAGCGCCAUUUUUUUCUAGCAAAAAAAAUCAAAAACGUUGAGUACGAUAUGAUUUAAGUGUAAUCAAACAUAGAAAAAUUAUAAUGAGAUUAUGAAAGUAGUUUCACACUACUAAUAUCGCGAAACUCUGCCACCUCCUACCCCCCUUACACCAGCCGCCGACAUUGUCGUUUUUGGUGAAAGUUACUCGUUUUAGAUUCCUAAUUCUUUACGUGGCAGACCCCCUCCCUCCUACAAAGUGUCAUUUCUAGGUGAUAAGUUAGCCAACAGCUACUACUCUACUGUAUGUAAAUUGUUCAUUUUAUUUCUAAGUAAGUCGCUCUGUAAAUAUUAGUUUUCCGACGCGUAGAAAGCGAAUCAAUCAAUCGUGAUAAGUGCGAACGCAUUCCAUGACUUCCCAUUGGAUAUUGUUUUAACUAUUUUAAUCUUACGUUUGAUACCGAUAUUAGGCUAGUUAUCAAAUAACUAGUUUUCUUAAGCUCAGAAUGUACGCAAUCUUCCAGGUUCGAACAAAACGCACGCGUGCGCGCAUCUGUGACUGUUCUGUUUUUUAGUUUGAAGAAAAUUGUUUCGCCCUAGUUGUGUUUUUGUUUGUGUACAAAUCGGAAAACGUUUGAAAAUUUAGGCAAGCAAUUGCAAGUGAAUCUAAUCCUCGUUCUGUGUUAUAUUUUUAAAGUAGGUUUCAUUGAAUCGACUAUCAACUGACAGCGUUCAGUUUUGGAUAUUACGGCUGUAAGCCAUAACGCGGGAAGCAUAGGCGCUUUCCUCACCUGUAAAGUAGAAGUUAAGGUUUAUGUAAAAAGUAAUUGUACGAUGGUGAGCUUGCUCCCUUUUUUCGCUCCCGUUUGCGGGUAGAAAGUAUUCAUAGUCCUGUGUAUAAGAGGUUUAUAGAAGUUACUUAAAUAGAACUCUGUAAAUUGAGAAUUAUACUUUAGCAAAAGCAGAAUAAGAAAUACAAAAGACGAUAUUUUGAAUAAA
This is a messenger RNA of Armigeres subalbatus, 9077 nucleotides long. It is a transcript of the gene Cad86C, whose product is annotated as cadherin-86C. The transcript is spliced from 15 exons. Bases 2084 to 7426 code for a protein of 1780 amino acids. Gene Ontology annotation, cellular component: plasma membrane; catenin complex; adherens junction. Gene Ontology annotation, biological process: cell-cell adhesion mediated by cadherin; multicellular organism development; cell morphogenesis. The record is from RefSeq and is a predicted model, not a curated record. Lineage: Eukaryota; Metazoa; Arthropoda; Insecta; Diptera; Culicidae. Gene Ontology annotation, molecular function: calcium ion binding; cadherin binding.